This is a messenger RNA of Varroa destructor (honeybee mite), 2194 nucleotides long. RefSeq names its product uridine diphosphate glucose pyrophosphatase NUDT14-like. Gene Ontology annotation, molecular function: metal ion binding; UDP-sugar diphosphatase activity. The record is from RefSeq and is a predicted model, not a curated record. Lineage: Eukaryota; Metazoa; Arthropoda; Arachnida; Mesostigmata; Varroidae. Gene Ontology annotation, biological process: nucleoside phosphate metabolic process; ribose phosphate metabolic process.
UUCGAGUUUUAUGUCCGCUUUCGCCGUUAGGUAUUCCAUUAGAUGGUAUCCGAUGCCUACGCAUACUAGAUUUGCCCUACCAAGAAAGUGUAAUUUUAGUUUGAAAUUAACACGAUUAUUCAAGAGCAUCGAAUUAAAAGCUGCACAAAUGUUUUUCUCUUUCGUUUAAAAUGUGUAACCGCGACUGCCAGUCGGAGGUAUCCGCGAACAACGCUUAACAUAAACGAUUCAACGGGCUCAUAUUGUUCAUUCCAGCGGCGAACUACGCAUCGUGAGUCGUUGGAACAGCGUACGGCCUUUGCAUGCUAAAAAACCGUGUGUGGUUGCUCCAAAAACAAAUCAUGGACAAAAUCUGCGACGUUCGUAUUGUGGAUUGCCUUGAAUCUUCGUACAUAAAACCAUAUCGAAUGGAAUAUAAACAGAAUGGAAGACAACGCGUUUGGGACUUGUGUAAAGUGCAUGACAGUGUUGCCUGUAUCGUCUAUAAUUCAACGCGAGACCGACUCCUCUUUGUGACACAGUUUAGACCUGGGGUUUACAUGAACCGGUGUUCUUCGGUAAAUGGGGUGGUGGACACAGAUCGUUACCCGGGAAGCCUGGGAUUGACGUUGGAACUUUGUGCUGGCAUUACGGACAAAGAUAAAACGGUCGAACAGACCAUGCAAGAAGAACUUGAAGAGGAGAUUGGGUACCACGUUCCCCUUGAUCGUAUUCAAAAGGUAACCGCGUAUCGUUCCGGUGUGGGGACUCAGGGUUCAAAGCAGACAUUAUUUUAUGCCGUUGUCCGCGACGAAGACCGCACCUCGUCAGGGGGCGGCAAUGAUAGUGAAGGCGAGAUGAUACAGGUGAUCGAGAUGAGUCCAUCCGAAGCACAAAGUGUUCUUAUGGACGAAUCUAUUAUGCGCCCGCCCUCAUUACUGUUCGCCGUUCAGUGGUGGUUAGCUAACCACGCCAGUAAAUUCGCAGCCAAGGAAGCGGCUGACAAGUAAUCGAUGUUAAUAUGGAAAUUCGACCCGUGUAAACGACAGCCGACGAAUGAAAUAUGCGAACCAAUGUUAUAGAUCUAAUAGGGAAAGGUUGCUGGCAUGGGUAGAAGGAAAGCGAGGAGAACCGUAAUCAGAAAUAGUUUCUUAAACUCCAUUCCACUUUGAUUUGUCAACUUCAUUGGUAUAAUAUCUAUAUGGAUAUACGUAUAAUUAAAAAAACACAUCUUAUCGAAAGAUACGAAUUUAGGCAAUAAAGAAAUCAGCACUACAUUUAGCUCUGCCUGGAAAUACUGAAUCAUCGUAAAGCAAUUGUUUCAUUAAAGACCUAAUUAUCUGAAAGAACACUAAUCUGAAUACAAAUUGUUCCAUUUAUUGUUAAAUACGGUAGAAAAAAUGGCAGUUUUGCUUGCGUGUUUUCUGAAAAACCAAUUUCUGACUCAUAUGUGCUCAGAGUUUGGUGUUAAUUGAUUUAACAGAAGGCGAACGUGCCUGAAUAUUGCAAUAGUAUAUUUCAUUAAGAUUUAAGGGGCGCUGGUAUUGUUAUAUGGAAAAGUUUUCAUCGUUUCACGUCUGUAUAUAGCUAAUUAUAACGAUCAUGCUUUAGAAUUACUACGCAGGCCUUGAAUAGCUUAGAAGAAAUCUUGUGCUAUACAAAGGAAACGCUCCGGCUCGUUAAGCAAGUUACUUUUUAUUAUUUAAACUUUAACACAUUAUACAAUGAUAACAAAGUAUUAAGUAAAGGAAAAUCGGUCUAACAGGACAGUGACAUCAACGUCAGGAUCACGGUUCUACGUUACAGAAAUGGUUAGAAACAGAAAAUGAAAAGCAAAUAUAUUCGGAAUACGACUUAACCAUUGUUGUUCUGUAUAUGAACUACAUCAAAACGCAUGUAAAUGUAAUUAGAUAUUAGCGGGAUCGACCGAUGGGGCCACACGACGCUACUCAAGAGCGCGUUUGUGAACACGGAUGAAUAAAACUCAGUUAAUACAACCCCUAGGCUCGAUUUCAUCGACUACACGACCCGCGUUUAAGUUAUUAAAGGUGCGCAUGGCCGCUGCACAUGCACUGACUGAAAAAUAGAGAUAUCUUGUGAUAUACCUCUAUCUUUAGUUGUUUUGUAGUAUAACUGGGCUAUUUAAAGCAGUCAAAUUUUGGCUAGUCGAGUACGUAUUAGCGUAACUUUCCUAAAUGUGUACGUAUACAUAAAU